Molecule: messenger RNA, 531 nt
Organism: Dermacentor silvarum
Lineage: Eukaryota; Metazoa; Arthropoda; Arachnida; Ixodida; Ixodidae
Exons: 1
Coding region: 1-531 (176 amino acids)
Molecular function (GO): nucleic acid binding
Source: RefSeq, a predicted model, not a curated record
AUGAUCGAGCGCUUCCACCGACCGUUCAAAGCAGCCAUCAUGUGCCACCCGGACACAACCUGGCUCGAAGCCAUCCCAGCCAUCGUCCUAGGUCUUCGCACCACCUUCAAGCCGGACAUUCAGGCUACACCCGCAGAGCCCGCUUACGGGGAACCACUCCGUCUCCCAGGCGAAUUUCUUGCUGCACCGCCAUCCACCACCGCGAUGUUAGAUCCCACUGAUUUCGUCACCCGGCUCCGUGGCACCAUCGCUGCCCACCGCCCGUCACCUGCAGCUCACCACUGUAAGACUGCACCAUUAGACUUCAAGGAUCUGGCAAAGUGCACGCACACUUUUCACCGUGACGACACUGCCCGCAGGCCUUCCCAGCCACCUUACCGCGGACCCUGCCCAGUUGUCCGUCGCGACGAGAAAACCUUCACCCUGCGCGAUAAGGGGAACGACGUUAGGGAGCCAUCAUGCAAGCACCGUUUUAGGGUGGUGACAACCUGUGUAAGGGUACUUGCCGCUGCCAGCUUAAUUGGCGGGUAA